CCCCCUGCACGUCACCAUGGAUGCAUCAUGGUGCACUAACAUUCAGAUAUCAUCCAGACAACAGCUGUAACUUAUUGAAUAUGACUUCCAGAGAUCCUGACAUCUAACCAGAUGAUAAAAGAGGAGGUGGAGAGCAGCCCUGAACCUGAAGAUGAGGCGUCUGUCUCGGAGGAAAGCUCUGAGCUUGGUGAGGGAGCUGGACGCCUUCCCCAAAGUGUCGGACAGCUACGUGGAGACGUCGGCCUCGGGAGGAACAGUGUCGCUGAUAGCUUUUGGUGCCAUGGCUCUUCUGGCCAUCUUAGAGUUCUUUGUUUAUAGAGACACUUGGAUGAAGUAUGAAUAUGAAGUUGACAAAGAUUUCUCCAGUAAAUUGAGAAUAAACAUUGACAUUACAGUUGCCAUGAAAUGCCAACAUGUUGGAGCAGAUAUUCUGGACCUGGCUGAGACUAUGAUCACAUCCAGCGGCCUCCAGUACGAACCUGUUAUUUUUGAACUGACUCCACAGCAGAGACUGUGGCAAAGGACGUUGCUUCUCAUACAGAACCGGCUGAGAGAGGAACACGCUCUUCAGGAAGUCCUUUACAAAACUCUCCUCAAAGGAGGUCCCACUGCCCUGCCCCCACGGGAGGAUGCCUCUAUGGAGCCGCUCAACGCUUGCAGGAUACACGGGCACGUCUACGUCAACAAGGUGGCAGGAAACCUGCACAUCACUGUGGGAAAGCCCAUCCACCAUCCUCAGGGUCAUGCCCACAUUGCAGCUUUUGUGAGCCACGACACGUACAACUUCUCCCAUCGAAUAGACCAUUUAUCUUUCGGGGAGGAGAUACCGGGCAUCAUCAAUCCUCUGGACGGCACCGAGAAAAUCACCUAUAACAACAACCAGAUGUUCCAGUACUUUAUCACAGUGGUUCCAACCAAACUGAACACAUACAAGAUAUCUGCAGACACGCACCAGUUUUCUGUGACUGAGCGGGAGCGGGUGAUAAACCACGCGGCGGGUAGCCACGGCGUCUCUGGCAUCUUCGUCAAGUACGACACCAGCUCUCUGAUGGUGACGGUCAGCGAGCAGCACAUGCCACUGUGGCAGUUCCUAGUGCGACUGUGCGGCAUCAUCGGGGGAAUAUUCUCCACGACAGGCAUGCUCCACGGGUUUGUUGGCUUCUGUUUUGAUAUCAUCUGCUGUCGCCUCAAACUUGGAGUCUACAGGGCCAGAGAGGAUGUUCAGCUACACAACCAGAUGAACAAUCUAAACAAUCACCAGACUCCGUUGUUGGUCGACGACGUCCCUCAGGAGUAGCUGCUUUUCAGUGACCAGGUUUUGAUCAUCGUCAACUUUCAUAAAAUCGUGUCUUUCUACUGAAAAAGCAAAGCUGUCUGUCAAACACUGUGCUGUUGAAAAAUGGUAAAGUUCACAUCAGAUCAUUGCACUUUAGGAAAAUGUGUUCCCUCUGUGACUGCAGUCAUACAUGUGUUUUAAACAUUAUUUCCUUCUGUGAUGGGGUUUGUUUAGAAAUGUUGUAGACUCUCUGUUUCAUUUGCUGUAAUAGCACAUCAAAUUGUUUGGUUUCCAUUAAAGUUUAAAUAUCCGCAAAUUGAAAA
Sebastes umbrosus (honeycomb rockfish) is the source of this 1599-nucleotide messenger RNA. Its product is annotated as endoplasmic reticulum-Golgi intermediate compartment protein 2-like. The record is from RefSeq and is a predicted model, not a curated record. Lineage: Eukaryota; Metazoa; Chordata; Actinopteri; Perciformes; Sebastidae. Gene Ontology annotation, biological process: endoplasmic reticulum to Golgi vesicle-mediated transport; retrograde vesicle-mediated transport, Golgi to endoplasmic reticulum. Bases 152 to 1297 code for a protein of 381 amino acids. Gene Ontology annotation, cellular component: COPII-coated ER to Golgi transport vesicle; membrane; endoplasmic reticulum. The transcript has 14 exons.